AAGUAAACAAAAAGUAAACAAACAUUGCAACAUACCCAGACAUUUUAGAGUUUAUUCUGGAAUAAAAAAUAAGUCUUGUGCAAUCACUUCGAUGGGUAUAAAAAGACACGUUAUUUACUCUGUAGCAAUAUAUGUGGUUGGCAAUGUGAAACAAACAUUUAAACUGCACAAGAGUGCUCGAGUGAGGCAGCGAGCCCUGAAGGAGAUGUGCCCGUGCCAUGUGAAGGAAGAUCUGACAGAGUUUUGGGACCGAGUCCUUGAUAUGGUUGGUGAUGAAUCUCCUGUCGUCAGAUAUCAGGUUUUACACACCCUGUGUGACGGCUCGCCAACCCAUAUGGAAGACAAGGUGGCCGAUGUCCUCGACAUUUUCAACAAUGACAGCGACCCCAAACUACGACGAAAGGCCCACCAAGUGUUGUCCGGGUACAGACGGACUGGCAAAUGGAAUGUCAUGUGAAUGGAAUAGGACACCGGAUUUAGGAAUAGACCUUUAACUACAACGAACGUCCCACCAGGUUUUGUCUGGGUACAGGCAGACUUGCAAAUCGGAUGUAGUGUUUGUUACACAAGAUUUGGAAUAGAGCAUUUAACAUUAUACAUCUUGGUGAAUUGUGCAUUGUCAUGGAAGACUUACCCAUCAGUAAUUCUGAAAGUUUGCUUAAGCAGCUUUCUACACACUCAGAAUGUUUCAGUCGACGUUUUAAAAGGGUCGGACAUGCAACAAAGAAUGCAUUUGAGAUUUUUGUUAUCAAAAUUAUGUAUUAACAAGGGAAAUUUGUAGGUACUUUCAUUCCUGCUUCUAUGAUUUUAAUUACCUUAAUAUACAUCCAUGCUCUUGUAAAAAUAUAUAGAAGAAUAAAUCAGAAACAGAAAUAUA
Mya arenaria is the source of this 877-nucleotide messenger RNA. RefSeq lists its product as uncharacterized. The record is from RefSeq and is a predicted model, not a curated record. The transcript has 3 exons. Lineage: Eukaryota; Metazoa; Mollusca; Bivalvia; Myida; Myidae. Bases 92 to 457 code for a protein of 121 amino acids.